AUGAAUAAUACGACCGAGAAUGACGGUUCUUUCGUCCCUUCGCUCACCCUGGAACGCAGGCUCGAGAUUCCAGAUCAAAAGAAACACUAUCUCGAUUCGCUCCUCCGCUUGCUGGACUCCUUGAUUUUUGUCCACCUGGGUCUCCUCUAUGUAUGCGACAAUCUUACAUUCCUCCUUGUCCUGCGCGCGUUGAACCAAGUGGUCCACAUUCAGCAUCGGCCGGCGGCUAUCACACCUGUUAUCGUGGUAAACCUCAUCUGUGUCGUGACACAUCUCCUACAGAGCAGGUCGGGGAUCAAGCGACUCCAUGGAGGCAUUAUCGUGGACUUCGUCGGUGAAGUCCCAAGAUCGCGGACAUCUGUGCUGAUAUUGGACUUGAUACUCUUCUCUCUGCAAUUGGUUAUGCUCGUGGCCGGGCAUGAGAGACAAAUUGCCUCUGGAGAUGCUGUCGCACGGGAAGAGUCACAGCCGCAGGACCUGGAGUCCGAAGAAGCCGGGCAGUUGAGGUCACGUGCUCAUGCUCAAGUGGAAGAGUCAGAGGACGGGAUCGAGCUGCAAAGCCUCUUGCCCGAUGGGAGGGGGGAAGACGUUCCAGCCCACCAGAAACAACCAGAAUCGACACAAGAUGACGACGAUGUAAUUUUACUGGAUUUGAAGAAGGGCAUCAAGGCGCUACUCAGAAGACCAAUUCCUGUGGCUUCGCCUACUGCCCUUGAAAAUGCUCAAGCUCGUGCAAGCGUCGCCGCAUUCUUGAGACUCGCCGCUGCGAGGGCAAGGGCGGGUUGA
Messenger RNA from Fonsecaea nubica, 786 nucleotides. RefSeq lists its product as hypothetical. Gene Ontology annotation, cellular component: Dsc E3 ubiquitin ligase complex. The record is from RefSeq and is a predicted model, not a curated record. Gene Ontology annotation, biological process: protein processing; SREBP signaling pathway. Lineage: Eukaryota; Fungi; Ascomycota; Eurotiomycetes; Chaetothyriales; Herpotrichiellaceae. Bases 1 to 786 code for a protein of 261 amino acids. The transcript has a single exon.